CGGCGGCCAUGGGGAGACGCGGCCGAGGCGGCAGGAGGUUGCCGCUGCUGGUGGGCACCGGGCCGGCGGGCGCGGGGCGCCGAGCGAUCCCCGCGGCCAGGCCCGGCCCGGCUGCAGCGGCCCACCGCGGUGUGCCCAGGCCGGGCCGGCCCAGUCCCUGGCGCCGGGGAGAGGCGAGCUGCCCGGCCCGGAAGCGGGGAGCGCACGGAAUGAUCAACUUUUGCCCGCAGUGUGGCCAGAAGGUAGAGACGGCAUUUCAUUUCUGCCCUGUCUGUGGGAAUAAGCUGCCUAAAGAAGAAGAUGAGGAGCCAAUGCAACUCACUCCAGAUGCCUCUUUGUCCUCUCUGAAAGCGCUGAGGCAGGAUGAGCCGAAUCCAGCAAGAGAGACAGUGGAGUGGAUGUCUUCUGAGAAAAUGCUAGCUUCCACUUCGACUGAAGAGGAGGCUUGGAGCCCACCAGCUGCUUCCCCAAGCACCAAGGUGGCAUCCAAGGCAAAGGUCAGUCCCCGAUCUCCCCGGCGGCUCAAGUCCACCUCCGUGGCACCUCUCCCAGAGGGCAAGAUCCUGACCGACCAGAACAGCAAGCAGUGGAAACUGGGGAAGCUUUUGAAUCAGAGCGAGUGUGGGCUGAUGUAUGAAGCACAGUCAGCAUCUGGAGCGUGCCCUCAAAGGCAAAGAUACUCUCUCAAACUUGACACCAAAGACGGCAGGCUCUACAACGAGCAGAUCUUCCUGCAGCGAGCGGCAAAGAAAAUCACAGUGGAUAAGUGGAAGAGGAUGCACUCGGUGCCCUUGCUGGGGAUCCCAAAUUGCGUUGGCUUUGGUCUCCAUGAGAGUAACUACAGGUUUCUGGUGUUCCCUGAGUUAGGACGAACCCUUCAGUCAAUCCUGAACGAUGGCACGAACCUUCUGACAGAAAAACCAGUUUUCCAGAUCGCCAUCAGGGUGCUAGACUCCCUGGAGUACAUCCAUGGAAACGAAUAUGUGCACGGGGACAUCACAGCAGAGAACAUCUAUGUGAACCCAGACGACCUUGCAGAGGUCACCCUGGCGGGUUACUGCUCUGCAUUCCGAUACUGCCCGGGAGGAAAGCACGUGGCUCAGCGCGAAGGCAGAAGGACUCCUCAUGAGGGCACCAUUGAGUUCAUCAGCCUGGAUGGGCACAGGGGAGCUGGACCAUCUCGCCGGAGUGACCUGCAGUCUCUGGGCUACUGCAUGGUGAAGUGGUUGUGUGGCUUCCUGCCCUGGACUGAUGAGCUGGCUGAUGUGCACAAGGUCAUGGAGCAGAAAGAGAGGUACAAAACAGACGUGGUCGGGCUUCUGCGACUGUGCUUCGGCCGAAAACCAGCUCCAGAUGCCCUGCACAGCUACCUGCAGCAAGCAAUGGCCUUGACCUUUGAAGAGGAGCCAGACUACAAGGCACUGCGAAAGUUCUUGGGGAAGCCGCUGGAGAUGAGGAGAACUUCGGCUUAUGACUCGGUGGAUCUCAAGGUGGUGCCUUAGAUCUCAAGAAACUGACUAAAACUGUGAGAGGUUUAACCUAUUGGAAGGGCCCUGCUCUGGGGCAGCCGGCUCCUGCUGUCCUUCAUUGUACACCUGUUCUAGAAUUCCUUGGAGGUUUGAGAGGGAUUGUUUUUAGGGCUUUUACAGUGAUUUUUAGAAAGCUGACUUCUGAGCCAGUGCUGUAGCUUAAUGAGCUCCAGCUAACAUGAAGACUAAACUCCUGCUUGGCAGAUGGCUUCCCCAACCACUGUUUGGAACUACCUAGCAACUGGGAGUGUUGCCAUAGGGGGACAGACUGAGCCUGGUGAACGGAAAAGAAAUCAGGGAUUUUAAAUGUUUGUAUCCUGCCUAAUAAACACUGCUUGUUUUGUAAUAAACGCUUUGUGGAUGGA
Chelonia mydas (Green sea turtle) is the source of this 1894-nucleotide messenger RNA. RefSeq names its product VRK serine/threonine kinase 3 (gene VRK3). Gene Ontology annotation, cellular component: cytoplasm; nucleus. Gene Ontology annotation, biological process: peptidyl-serine phosphorylation; signal transduction. Gene Ontology annotation, molecular function: protein serine/threonine kinase activity; ATP binding. The transcript is spliced from 14 exons. NCBI's taxonomy places the organism in Eukaryota, Metazoa, Chordata, Testudines, Cheloniidae. Bases 9 to 1502 code for a protein of 497 amino acids. The record is from RefSeq and is a predicted model, not a curated record.